GACAAACCGACCUUCAAAAAGCUAUCAAAUUCAUUAAUACUAGUGCAGCUAAAGGUACCACCAUGGAAAGAUACACGAAGUAGCUGAGGAAAAUAAAUCUAUUGAUCUAUAAAUAUGUUGGAUAUUUAAAUCAGGGUUUGGAGUAUAACCUUCUCUAUGUCCUUCAAAUAUCUUCGCGGCUAAUUAAGUUGUUGUGCUCUGUCAGUAUGACUUUGGAUAGUGACGCAAAUGAGUCUGGUAAAAAGAAAACACCCAGUCAAACAAAAAUUAAAAAGGUCGUGGUCCAUCCACUCGUAUUAUUGGGGGUCGUUGAUCACUAUAGUCGAUCUGGAAAAGUCACCAGUGGUCAGAAGAGAGUUGUAGGUGUUCUUUUGGGCUCAUUAAAUGGAAGCAUUUUGGAUGUCAGUAAUAGCUUUGCAGUUCCUUUCGAAGAAGAUGCCACUGAUCCGGAUGUUUGGUUUCUCGACCACGAUUAUUUGGAAAGCAUGUUUACCAUGUUUAAAAAAGUUAACGCUCGAGAAAAGAUUGUGGGUUGGUAUCACUCCGGUCCUAAGCUUUGUACAAACGAUAUUAAAAUUAACGAACUUUUCCGGAAAUAUGCUCCGAACUCAGUUCUAGUAGUUGUUGAUGUCAGAAGAAAAGAAAUUGAUGGGCUACCCACUGAGGCUUAUAUCGCAGUUGAAGAAGUUCACGAUGAUGGAUCCCCAACAACGAAAUCUUUUGAUCAUCUUCGAUCGGAAGUAGAUGCUGAAGAAGCUGAAGAAGUUGGUGUUGAACACUUACUGCGGGAUAUUAAGGAUACAUCACUUGGUUCUUUAUCGCAAAGAAUCGGUUGUCAGUUAGAUGGAUUAUCCGGUUUAUUACGACAGUUAUAUGAAAUUCGUGAGUACUUGCAGUUGGUUUCUUCUGACAAGCUUCCUGUUAACCAUCGUAUAAUAUACCAGUUGCAAGAUAUUUUCAAUCUGCUUCCUGAUCUCAAACUGCAUGAUACAGUCCGUGCAAUUCACGUUAAUACUAACGACCAAAUGCUUGUUAUUUAUGUUGCUGCUAUAAUGAGAGCAAUACUUGCCUUACACGAUCUAAUUAGUAAUAAAUUAACAAAUCGUGAAACUGAGAGAAACGAAGAAGGCUUGGGUGGUAAUACAGAGUCGAAAAAAGUUCCUAUUGGUUCUGUUGAUCAAAGUAAGCGUACUACGCAUAAAUCUGAUAACCUAGAUAAUGGAAAAGCAGAAAAUGGAGCAAAAUCAAAUGGGUUAGAUUCAUCAAGGAAGAAGACUGACAAAUAAUGGUGUUUAUGUGGGAAGCGUUGUUCUUAUCCACAUAGCAUGUGUACACAUUUCUUUUAUGAUAAAACAAUUAUGGAUAACACAGUUGGUAUUAUUUUAGUAUUAUCCUGAAAUGCCAAUAUAAUCGUUCUGUACAAUGUAUUAGUAAUACUUUUGGUCUGACUAUAUUUCGCUUUGGCUGGCCUUCUGAACGAUUUAUUCAUCUUUAUAACUUAAUGGUAAUUGUAUUUGUGUAUUUCGACUAAGUACUUAUCAUUCUCAUAUUCAUUAUACCAAUCAUCUAAGCCAUAAUAACUGUGUCAGUGAUUUUUCCAAUAUCCUUAAGGUCAAAGUACUUGGUCCCGUUUAGAUAAUUCUUGGUAUUAUUUUAUUUCUCCAUAGUACGUGAUAUAGAAACGUGGUUGUGUAAUGUGAUAUUUUCUACUGUAGAACUGUGACUCAGUGAUUAAACUAUCUAAUUUUUCGCUGUCAAGUCUCAAUUUUGAGCCCUACUCCAUCUGCCUCAGUUUGGACAGCGAAGUUGUACCGCUGGUGUUCUCACAAAAGUGCAAUUCGGAGUCGAGUAUAUUUUCAUGUAAAUGACUUGCAUUAUAAUUUAGUAUGAACUGCUUUAUCAGUUACUAUAGUUUUUUGAACUUUAUUGUUAUUGUAGACAUUGUCAAGUUAACAAAGCACUAUUUGUAGUUGGUUUUAUUUGCAUGAAGGAAUUUAGGCGAUCACUG
Schistosoma bovis is the source of this 2008-nucleotide messenger RNA. The record is from the annotation of a GenBank genome assembly. Lineage: Eukaryota; Metazoa; Platyhelminthes; Trematoda; Strigeidida; Schistosomatidae.